Dermatophagoides farinae (American house dust mite) is the source of this 885-nucleotide messenger RNA. RefSeq lists its product as uncharacterized. Lineage: Eukaryota; Metazoa; Arthropoda; Arachnida; Sarcoptiformes; Pyroglyphidae. The record is from RefSeq and is a predicted model, not a curated record.
AAUGUGAUUAAUUUGUGAUUCACUUUUAAUUUUUCUAUAUCAUUUGAAACUAAGCUUGCUUUGUUUUAACAAGUUGAAAACAUGGAACAGCAAACGAAUCAUAAUCAACAAAAAGAUAUUCCCAUUUUGAAUUUCUCAAAUUAUAAUCAAUGGCGAACUCUAAUGAUGACUAGAUUGAUGGAAAAAGAUUUAGAUAAAGUCGUCUGGGGCAAUGAAAAUGAUCCAUCAUUACCAUCAGAAAUGAAUGCCGAAGCAUUAUUAUUCAUAUACAAACAUUUGGAUCGUACAUUACGACAACGAUUUCGAAAUGAACGAAAUGCAAAACACUUAUGGACCGAAUUGACCGGAUAUUUUGAACGCUCUAAAUCGACAUUUAUUACAUUCAUACGUUUGAAAUGUCAAAAGGGUAAAAGUCGUGAUUAUUGUACGCAAUUUUUCACCAUGAUCGAACAUCUUAGAAUGUAUGGUAUUCAAUUCGAUGAAAAUAUUAUCCAAGAAUUACUCUUAUCGAAAUUACCAGCUGAAUUCGAUUCAUUAAUACAUUCUAUUCGUUAUAAUACACAGCAUCGUGCCUAUACACUUGAAGAGCUUAAAUCUUUGAUUUUUUAUUACGAAUCGUUAUUUGAAAAAAAAUGUCAACAGCAAAAUGCCAAACAACAUUGUCAACAUCAUCAACAACAACAGCAACAUCAACAACAACAACAACAGCAGCAGCAUCCAAUGAAUAAUUUCUGGAUCCCAAACGGUUUUUCACAACCAUUUUUUCAUCCCCAAUUUACCUUUAUUCCACAAAAUUUUGCUAACCCAUAUUAUACAAAUCAACAACAACAGCAAACUAACUAUAUUCCUAGAUCAAAAUGAAAAAAAAAAUCUAAACACAAUAUU